AUGAGCCGUCAGGAUUUUCGGCGAUACGGUAAGGAGACGGUGGAUUAUAUUGCUAACUACAUGGAAACAAUUCAGAAAAGGCGUGUGGUACCAGCAAUUGAACCAGGUUAUCUGAAAAAUCUGAUUCCGACAGAAGCUCCAUCACGAGGUGAACCAUGGGAGAAAGUGAUGGACGAUUUCGAAAAGUUCAUCAUGCCUGGUGUAACCCACUGGCAACAUCCCAGAUUCCAUGCCUAUUUCCCAGCUGGGAAUUCCUAUCCAUCAAUACUUGCCAAUUUACUUAGUGAUGCAUUGGGUUGUGUUGGAUUCAGUUGGGCCUCUUGUCCAGCUUUUACGGAGCUGGAAUUGAUAAUGCUUCACUGGUUCGGGAAAAUGAUCGGUCUUCCCAAAGAGUUUUUGCCACUCACUGAGGGAGGGAAAGGAGGAGGUGUGAUUCAGGGUUCCGCUUCGGAAUGUAACUUCGUCUCAUUGUUAGCCGCCCGUUUCGAGGUCAUGAAAGAGCUCCGUCAGCGAUUCCCUUUUGUGGAAGAAGGUCUACUGCUGUCCAAACUAAUAGCCUACUGCUCUAAGGAGGCUCAUUCUUCGGUAGAGAAGGCCUGUAUGAUUGGUAUGGUAAAGUUACGAAUUCUGGAGACGGAUUCUAAGUUCCGACUACGAGGAGAUACCCUUCGAAAUGCCAUACAGGAAGACCGUAAUUUGGGUCUGAUCCCAUUUUUUGUGUCUACCACACUGGGCACUACCUCAUGCUGUUCGUUCGAUAUGUUGAGUGAGAUAGGGCCAGUUUGUCAGGAAAACGAGCUUUGGCUUCAUGUUGAUGCCGCCUAUGCCGGUUCAGCAAUGAUCUGUCCAGAAUUCCGUCAUCUGAUGAAUGGGAUAGAAUACGCCAUGUCGUUCAACACAAAUCCCAAUAAAUGGAUGCUCGUCAAUUUUGAUUGCAGUACAAUGUGGGUCAAAGAUCGUUUCAAGCUUACACAAGCCCUUGUCGUCGACCCACUAUAUUUACAACACAGUUGGAUGGACAAAUCGAUUGACUAUCGUCAUUGGGGAAUUCCUCUGAGCAGACGAUUCCGAUCGUUGAAGCUGUGGCUUUGGCUUCAUGUUGAUGCCGCCUAUGCCGGUUCAGCAAUGAUCUGUCCAGAAUUCCGUCAUUUGAUGAAUGGGAUAGAAUACGCCAUGUCGUUCAACACAAAUCCCAAUAAAUGGAUGCUUGUCAACUUCGAUUGCAGUACUAUGUGGGUCAAGGAUCGUUUCAAGCUUACACAAGCCCUUGUCGUCGAUCCACUAUACUUACAGCACAGUUGGAUGGAUAAGUCGAUUGACUAUCGUCAUUGGGGAAUUCCUCUGAGCAGGCGAUUUCGAUCGUUGAAGCUGUGGUUUGUGAUCCGUUCGUAUGGUGUGGAAGGUCUUCAGAAUUACAUACGGGAGCAUGUUAGACUGGCGAAACGAAUGGAAAUGUUGCUACGAGCUGAUCCAGUGUUUGAAAUCGUCGGUGAAGUAAUUAUGGGCCUCGUCUGUUUCAGAAUGAGAGGAAACGAUGAGCGAAAUCAGCAAUUACUUACACGACUAAACAGUUCGGGAAGAAUACACAUGGUACCAGCCUCACUGAACGACCGGUUCGUGAUCCGAUUUUGCGUCUGCGCGGAGAAUGCCUCCGAAAACGAUAUCGAUACUGCUUACAACAUUAUAAGCCAGACAGCUCAGCAUAUUUUACGUGAGUAUCAUUACCAUCGAUAUGUAUGGGGAAAAUUAGUUUUGAGUAAAUAA
Messenger RNA from Haemonchus placei, 1764 nucleotides. NCBI's taxonomy places the organism in Eukaryota, Metazoa, Nematoda, Chromadorea, Rhabditida, Trichostrongylidae. The record is from the annotation of a GenBank genome assembly.